Daldinia loculata is the source of this 1841-nucleotide messenger RNA. RefSeq lists its product as uncharacterized. Bases 337 to 1221 code for a protein of 294 amino acids. Lineage: Eukaryota; Fungi; Ascomycota; Sordariomycetes; Xylariales; Hypoxylaceae. The record is from RefSeq and is a predicted model, not a curated record. The transcript is spliced from 3 exons.
GAUUCUGUCGCUCUUGUGUUAUGUUUGGCAUUACCACUCGUAAGUUGAUACUCUCUUUCAAUGUUGAAGAUAUACGGGGGAUAUAUCUACAUGAGAGUGGUAAAACGCGAGUCGGCCACUUGAACUGCCGUUAUGACCGAUUAAUAGUGACCAAACGGAGCAAGGGUUACGCCGAAAUUACCCAGAUCUACAGGUAUCUUGGCACCGCGGAGGCAUCAAACGUUCCUUUAACCUCUGAUAUAAAUACCAAAUUAAGGCCGUAAUUAUAACUUGUAUAACAUGAGGAAUUAAGAAUCAACAGGAAAAUAUCUAAUAGCUUAACAACUUAACUACGAGAUGGCAUCAAACCAACCGGCCACGGCCAUGGUCAGACCACUAUCGAUGAUGGAGGAACUGACUCCCUUCGUAUACAUCUAUGAACCCGAGCCCAUCGUUACGCGACAAACUACCCGAUUGCGAGUCCCGAAGCUCAUCUUCGUUGCAUCGUGGAUGGACGCACAAGACUUGCACAUUGUCAAGUAUAUCACGCGUUACCAGGCCAUUUAUCCUACCUCCAAGAUCAUACUAGCCAAGUUUGUCUUCAAGGAAUCCAUGUCUCGAUCCCUUGCACAGAAAACUGUUGGGCCUGCUUUCACAUACCUUCGGUCCCAGCUCGAUUCGGGCUUUCUGUCGGCAUCCCCAACUGAGCCUGAGAUCCUAACGCACGUAUUUUCGAAUGGUGGCUCAACUACUAUACGAACGUUAUAUGAACUAUUCCAAUCUCACACAGGGCGCCCCUUUCCGCUUCAUGCCGCAGUGUACGAUUCGUGUCCCGGGCUAUUUGCCUUUUCUCCUACUUAUAAUGUAAUUAUAAUCAACUUUCCAAAGGGUCUCCUCCGGUUGAUCGCGAUUCCAUUCGUCGUUGCAUUUGUUACCUGCCUCUGGAUCUUGCACGCUCUAAAAUUCAUAACUGGCGAGAAUUUCCUUUCGGUAAAUUGGAGGGUUUUCAACGACUUAGGCUUGGUCAAGCAGACGAAUCGUUCGUAUAUAUAUGGCAAGGCUGAUGUCAUGGUCGACUGGAGGCAUGUCGAAAUGCAUGCGAAGCAAGCUGCAGCGAAGGGACUAGAGGUACGAACAGAAGCGUUCGAACGUAGUCCACACGUAUCGCAUAUGAGAUCAGAUGGCGAACGGUACUGGAGGAUUGUCACGGAAACAUGGGAAAGGGCUAUAACAGGGCAAUAGCUGACAAGUCUGGGAGAACUAGAACAUAUACAACUUGAAAGGAGACCCAAUUUAGCCAACUUUAUCUACGACUUUAUCUACGAGAUGCCUUGGUACAUGAACAUAACAUGUACGUGCAAGUGUCUUCCAUCAUCCCUGCAGGGCCAACAGCAGCUAUUCAAUCUUGCACGUGCCAUUCUGAGGCGGAGGAUUAGAAUGAGACAACUUCAAUCAGAAUUAGGAGAGAAAAGCGUAAUAAUUGACGGGAUCCUGCUUCUGGAUGAGGUCAGUUCGAAUGUAAACCGGGACACGGACAGGGCAGUGCAGAACAUCAUAAGGGAAGAGUUCGAAGGGUAUACAGUCAUCAUGGUCAGCCACCGGUUAGAUAUGGUGCUUAGGUAGACUUGACACAGUUGUAGUAAUGGAUAAGGGAAGCAUAGUUGAGAGAGGCCGCCCGGGGGUAUUAGUUGAAACCCAUGGGUCCAAGUUCAGGGAACUAUGGACGCUUGCUCAUAGCGGGCAUAGCGGGCAUAGCGUAGGGAAUGUCUAAGACACGGCCGUGCAUGCGGAUUCGACGAUAGACCGACAGCUUGCUGAACUACCCUUUUCUGCUCAAAGAGAAAAAAAGAAAAAAAGAAAAA